AAUACUUGCAUUUAAAGCUGCAUAAAAAUAAAAAUAAUGUUGGUUUUGGUUGCCAUCGGCAUGCAAUGUGAAUGUAAUUAAUAACAAAUUGUUUAUAAUUUUAUAUAAAAUGGCUAUAUUCCACAAUCUAUUGGAUAAAUAUCCAACUCAAUCACACCUUCUUUUCGUGGUUAUAUGUUUGUUCUGCUGGCCAGGGUCUUACGCACUACCACAUCCCGCUGAGGAAUUACCAAUGGCCUUGCCACAAGAGCCACUACCAAAUGGUGUGUUGGAUUUCCAGCCACCACCACUACAAAACUUAUUGCCCUUACCAAAGAUUGUUGCCACGACCAGCUUACCGCCAGCUGAAUCUGAGAUAAUCGAAUAUCGUCCGCAGUGCUUCUAUGCCGAGGAAGAAUUAUGUGACAGAACCCUUUCGAAUUGGCAACAACAAACUUACGAUCAGCACACACACUUAGGCACGUGUCAUUGUCGGCCAUACACCAAUAUGCCGACAUCUUGGUAUUGCUGCAACAUCACACACAUGUCAAUGAUCUCAUCCUGCAGCAACACAACCACCUGGACGAAUCUGCAUUUACGCAAUGUCACAUUGGCCGAAUUGGAUCUGUCGAAUUUCCUCUAUCAGAAACUACAAUCGCUCGCAAUCACCGACGGUAACAUCACCAAAUUGGUUGGUAGCUUUUCACGUUUUUCCUCUAUCAAGUGUCUAAAUGUAUCCAAUAAUAAUUUGUCGGAAAUUACACAACGUGGUUUAAUACCGCCAACGUUGAAAGUGCUGGACAUAUCGAAGAACAAUUUGACGAGCAUACCGAACUUUAAUCAAAAUCAAAAUAUAACCGUGGACGUGAGUGGCAACAACAAUAUGCUAUGCUACGACAUAUACAACUCCAUCUUUCGUGAUUCGCUUAAGUUCGUCAAUCAACAAAACUCAUAUUGUUUGCAUAAUUCCUCUUUUCAUUGGUUCAAUUCAACCGAUUUGAUAUCCAUUAAAGAGCUGGUCAAAUCACGACCGUUGAACACGGAUUGUCCCAGCAUACCUGGUUAUGGCAACUGUACUUGCAAAAACGAGCAUAUGGUGGCCACUUUGUCGGGCGAUAAUUCGGAGGCGACAACCAAAAUCAUAUCAGAAGUCGACUGCUCCAACCUUGGUCUCAUUGAGCUGCCACCGAAACUACCAGAAAACACGUUCUCGCUGAAUGUUUCGAACAAUAAGAUUACAAGUAUUGGCAAACACUUUCAUACGAAUCCAACCUAUCGCAACUUAAUUUACCUAAUAGCGGACAACAAUAAUAUUUCGAAAAUAUACGACUUCGAAGGAACCGUCUUUAUGGAUCACUUCCAAAGGCUUUACUUACGCAACAAUGCGAUCAGCAGUAUCCCCGAGUAUUUCCUGAGCAACGUUUUGGAUAAUCAUGAUGUGGGACGCAUUAUCUUUCUCGGCGGCAACGAACUGAAUUGUGACUGUAAUUCAGCUAAAACAUUGAAGUAUUGGCUGUUAGAGCACAAUCGCGACAUCCCUGACUAUAAUAGCAUCAGAUGUCGAAAUCUACCACAAAAUGUUAUGGAAUUGCGUGAGAAGAAACUAUGUCAGUCACCACACGAUUGGACCGAUUACAUUUAUUAUUUAAUAGCGACCGAGGUGAUUUUGCUCAUCGCUUUGAUCACAAAGGUGUCCUACGAUUAUUGGGUAUUCAAAACAGCUGGCUAUUUGCCAUGGCCAGCUAGUAAAAUGCCAAAACUACCAUGUGAUUGGCUGUGUGAAUCUUAGUGUGCCCAAUCUGGAGUGAAAGGGGAAGCAGAAAGACAGACUACUGAAGUAACCAUCGAACAUUUAUGAACAUAUAUUUACAUUAAGUAAGGCUAGUUAGUUUUAUAUCGACAUAAUAAUAUGUAAUAAAUGUGCCUAUAUUAGUACAGUAAGUGGGAGGAGAGAAAAUCACACUCUUAAGUGAAAAACAAUAAGUGCAAUUUCCAUAAAGUGCCUACAAAAAUAUAAAUCAAGAAAUUAUGCACAAGAAUAAUUCACAUAUUUACAUCCGUUUUUAUUCAACACAUGUUUAUAUGUAUGUAUUUGUAAAUAAAAAAUAAGAAUUUCACUGAAUUUAUUUUAAAAUAUUACUAAGCA
Molecule: messenger RNA, 2125 nt
Organism: Zeugodacus cucurbitae (melon fly)
Lineage: Eukaryota; Metazoa; Arthropoda; Insecta; Diptera; Tephritidae
Gene: hfw
Product: protein halfway
Exons: 7
Coding region: 110-1768 (552 amino acids)
Cellular component (GO): voltage-gated potassium channel complex
Molecular function (GO): voltage-gated potassium channel activity; transmembrane transporter binding; potassium channel activator activity
Source: RefSeq, a predicted model, not a curated record